Molecule: messenger RNA, 1419 nt
Organism: Aspergillus terreus NIH2624
Lineage: Eukaryota; Fungi; Ascomycota; Eurotiomycetes; Eurotiales; Aspergillaceae
Product: putative C6 transcription factor
Exons: 3
Coding region: 1-1419 (472 amino acids)
Biological process (GO): regulation of DNA-templated transcription; DNA-templated transcription
Molecular function (GO): DNA-binding transcription factor activity, RNA polymerase II-specific; zinc ion binding; DNA binding
Source: RefSeq, a predicted model, not a curated record
AUGAGUGAAGCAUUCACCUCGGUACGCUCUCCCCACCGCCGCAGCUGCCUCCUCUGUCGCUCUCGGAAGAUCAAAUGUGACCGACAGCAACCAUGUGCGGCCUGCGUUCGGGCUACCUCCACCUGCGUCUAUCCCGGUGGGACGGGGCGCGCCCCUAAGCGGCCGCAGCAAUCUGCCAGCAACUCGGCGGUGCUGGCUAGACUAGACCGGCUGGAGGGUAUCAUUCGCCAGCUGGACAGCCAACAAACCGAACAACAGCCACAGCCACAAGCCUUAGAUUCCCAAGGCGACCAGCGGAAUGGCCGUCUCGCCGUUGACAACACCUCCAGUGUCUACGUGAGCAACGUGCUUUGGGCUAGUCUGGGCGAUGAGAUUGAGGAACUGAGGGAUUUGCUACAUGAACGGCCCUUGAAUGACAACGAGGAGGAAACAGAUGAAAAGGAGCCACUCCGCACUAUCGGGAUGAAUGCUGCCAUCAUGGGCUUCAGGUCGAUCGCCCACUCGCUGCGAGUCUACCAUCCGUCGCUCUCUCAGCUGGUCGCUCUGUUCGAGAUUUUCCAGACCAAUGUCGCCCCUGUGGUGAAGAUCUUCCACAUGCCGACCCUCAAGCAGCUCUUCUGGAACGCGGUCGCCUCGCUGGACGCCCUCGAUUGUAACACGGAGGCCCUCCUCUUCGCUAUCUAUUAUGCCGCCAUCAUCAGUAUCGAUCAGAAUCAGUGCCCCCUUGGCCUAUGUCGACCCCAGGCCCUCCAUACCUAUCGCUUUGCCGUUGAGCAGGCCCUCGCCCGCGCCGAUCUGCUGAAUACCCAGAACCUGAUCUUGCUUCAGGCGGCGGCCUUGUUUCUCAGUGCGCUUCGUCACGAAGAUGACUCCCGAACGGUCUGGUCGCUGACGGCCUUAAUUGUGCAUAUUGCACAGGCCAUGGGCCUCCAUCGGGACGGCGCGGCCUUUGACUUGCGGCCCCUCGAGACUGAACUGCGUCGCCGACUAUGGUGGUUCGUUGUCGGCCUCGACCAGCGCUCGUCUGAGUAUCACGGUUACGAGCCGAUUGUCUCCGAGUCGUCCUUUGAUACCCGGCUGCCGUUAAAUAUAAAUGACUUGGAUCUGACCGCGAACACGGUUCAGCCGCCGACCGAGCGUGAGGGUCCUACAGAGAUGACGCUAAGCCUGAUCGCGUGGGAAGCAAUCUCCAUCGUGCGCAGGGUCAGCUUUGUUCCCCCACACGGCCGUCAGGCAAGGUCCACCAGCAGUCCAUCCGUCCCCAAACUGUCAUUGCCCGAACGGGAGGCCCUGGCCGAGCAGCUCCAGACCCGCCUGGAGACCCGGUAUCUGCAGUUCUGCAAUCCUGACGACCCCUUCCUCUUUGUCUCGGCUACUGUGGCAAAGCUGAUCAUCGCCCGCGCCGGUGGACGGCAGUAA